CAGGUCACAAAAUUGUGCUACCUAUGCAUUCCUUUGCACAACUGAGAGAUCUCCAUUUUGACCCUUCCAAUGCCGUGGUCCACGUCGGUGGCAUUUUGUCUGUUGAGAUAACUGUGUGCAGUCAGAUGCCUGUGCCUGUUCACGUGGAGCAGAUUGCUGUCAACGUCCACUUCAGCAUCGAGAAAAACAGUUACCGGAAGACGGCUGAGUGGCUUACCAAGCACAAGACAUCCAAUGGGAUUAUUAACUUCCCAACUGAACCCUCAUCUUUCCCUGCAUCCCAGAACAGCUUACCUGCACUGGAGUUGUAUGAGAUGUUUGAGAGAAGCCCUUCUGAUAAUUCCUUGAACACAACAGGGAUUAUUUGCAGAAAUGUUCACAUGCUUCUGAGAAGGCAGGAGAGCAGCUCUUCUCUAGAGACACCCUCAGGGGUGGCCCUGGAAGAAGGGGCCCACAUGCUAAGGUGUAGCAACGUGACUCUGGAACCAGGGCCCAACAAGAUAACGUUCAGGACUCAGGCCAGGGAGCCGGGGACGUACACGCUCAGGCAGCUGUGUGCCUCCGUGGGCCCCGUGUGCUUUGUCCUUCCUCACAUCUACCCGGUCGUGCAGUACGACGUGUACUCUCAGGAGCCCCAGCUGCACGUGGAGCCUCUGGCCGAUAGCCUUUUGGCAGGUAUUCCUCAGAAGGUCAAGUUCACUGUCACUACUGGCCAUUAUACAAUAAAAAAUGGGGACAGCCUCCAACUGAGCAACGCGGAAGCCAUGCUCAUUCUGUGUCAGGCAGAGAACAGAGCCGUGAUCUAUUCUAACACAAGAGAACAGUCUUCCAACGCAUUUCUCCGAAUUCAGUCCUCCGACAAGGUCACAAGCAUCAGUCUGCCCGUGGUGCCUGCAUAUCACAUGAUUGAAUUUGAACUGGAAGUUCUCUCUUCACCUUCAGCCCCAGCACCCAGAGGGGAGAGUGACCUUCUGGGGAUGCUGGAACCCCAUUGGAAGCAUAAGGACAAGCAGAAGACUGGCCCCUUCAUGGUCACCACAGACCACAAAAUGUCCAUUGACUGCCCGUGGUCCAUCUACUCCACCGUCAUCGCUCUGACCUUCAGCGUGCCCUUCAGGACCACGCACUCCCUGCUGUCCUCUGGAACACGGAAAUAUGUUCAAGUUUGUGUCCAGAAUUUGUCAGAACUUGACUUUCAGCUGUCAGAUAGUAACCUUGUCGAUACUGGGGAUGGCACCGACCUGCAGCUAAUACCACUGAACACGCAAUCCCAGCAGCGUAUCUACAGCAAGCAGUCAGUGUUCUUUGUGUGGGAGUUGAAGUGGACGCAGGAGCCCCCACCUUCUCUGCAUUGCUGGUUCUCCGUGGGAUUCUCCCCAGCUUCUGAAGAACGGCUGUCUGUCUCCUUAAAGCCAUAUACUUAUGAAUUUCGAGUGGAAAAUUUUUUUACCUUGUAUACCGUGAAGGCUGAGAUACUCCCCCCUCCGGGGACGGAAUACUGCAGGACAGGCUCGCUCUGCUCCUUGGAGGUGUCGAUCACGCGGCUCUCGGACCUCUUGGAGGUGGAUAAGGACGACGCGCUGACAGAAUCUGAAGACUAUUUCUCGACAAAGCUGAUGUAUGAAGUUGUCGACAAUAGUAGCAACUGGGCCGUGUGCGGGAAAAGUUGUGGUGUCAUCUCCAUGCCAGUGGCUGCUCAGGCCACCCACAGAGUCCACAUGGAAGUGAUGCCUCUGUUUGCGGGGUACCUCCCGCUGCCCGAUGUCAGGCUGUUUAAGUACCUCCCCCACCACUCUGCACACUCCUCUCAGCUGGAUGCCGACAGCUGGAUAGAAAACGACAGCCUGUCGGUGGACAAGCACGGGGACGACCAGCUGGACAGCAGCAGCGUCAAGAGCAGGGGCAGCGCGCACUCGGCCUCCAGCAGCGAACACAAAGGCCUGCCCAUGCCCCGCUUGCAGGCGCUGCCGGCCGGCCAGGUCUUCAACUCGAGCUCUGGCACGCAGGUCCUCGUCAUCCCCAGCCAAGACGACCACGUCCUAGAAGUCAGUGUCACAUGACAGCGCACGGGGGAGCAGACACCACUGCCCGGCUGGGAGUGGGCUCUGAGGACGGUGCCUGGAUUCUCCUCUCUCAGGCUCUAGCCAGACUCCCCGUGAUCCUGCCGGGCCGCGAGGCCUCAGAGAAUGUCAUUGCACAGCUGCUCAGCUGAGUUCUCGUUACCUUCGUGUUGUCCGUGAUAUACGAUGACUUACUGUCUCACCCCAUCCCCGUGCUGGUGUCCUGCAGUGUUUGCUCAGAGUCCCAGCUCCCUGCUCCUCACUCACUGCUCAUAAAAGAUUUUUAUCCGUGGUCUCUCCACUGAGCAGCCUUCCGCCUGCUGGCUCUUUCCGGAAGCCUCUGUCUUUCAGGUAGACACUCAGCAGGCCUUGCGGUCUUCUUAGAGACACGUGUGUGCCUUUCUGGUCACACGGCUGCCCAAUUUCUGGACCAGGGUGGAUUUGUGCGUCUCCUAAGGGAUAAAACACAAUCCUUUACCCCAGAUAAUCUAGUUGUGCUUUUCUAGAAUAACACCCUUUG
Propithecus coquereli (Coquerel's sifaka) is the source of this 2580-nucleotide messenger RNA. It is a transcript of the gene TRAPPC10, whose product is annotated as trafficking protein particle complex 10. The transcript has 10 exons. NCBI's taxonomy places the organism in Eukaryota, Metazoa, Chordata, Mammalia, Primates, Indriidae. Gene Ontology annotation, cellular component: TRAPPII protein complex. Gene Ontology annotation, biological process: early endosome to Golgi transport; intra-Golgi vesicle-mediated transport. The coding region runs from base 24 to 2060 and encodes 678 amino acids. The record is from RefSeq and is a predicted model, not a curated record.